This is a messenger RNA of Geosmithia morbida, 3711 nucleotides long. RefSeq names its product TPR protein. The record is from RefSeq and is a predicted model, not a curated record. NCBI's taxonomy places the organism in Eukaryota, Fungi, Ascomycota, Sordariomycetes, Hypocreales, Bionectriaceae. The transcript has 4 exons. The coding region runs from base 1 to 3711 and encodes 1236 amino acids. Gene Ontology annotation, molecular function: protein binding.
AUGUCUCUUGACCUGGCCCGCUGCGAGGGCAAUUGGGCCGCCGUCCCCGAGCUCGUUCGCAAAGUCCGGAAGCAUGCCCCUGAGAGAGCCUGCCUCACCCUGACUGCCGAGCUCGAAUGCGCCGUAUCGAACGCCACCAACGCCGCCGGAAAGUCGGGCCAUGCCGCCGCCGCCGCCGCCGCCGCCGCCCCCGAUGCCGCCGACCUCGAUGUCGCCGGCAAGGCCCCCCAACUACUCCAGGCCAUAGAAAAGGAGGACCGCUAUCCCGAGGACCGAUUUCAGGCUCAGGUCUGCGUCGGAUGGAUGCACUGGGUCGUCGCCGAGCAUGCGCUGGCCCUCACACACCUCCCGGUCGGCCUCGACCUGGGAGAUAGCCAGGCGGAUGCCCACGAGUCUGUAUCUGAGUGGACCACCGUCUGCGCCCUCAAGUCGGUCUACCUCAGGGCCAACUGCUUGAACCGCAGGUACGAGAGGAAGGAGGCCCUCCUGGCCUUCCGGUCCGGGCUCCAGUCGCUCGCGCGCGUCUGGUCGGGCCGCUCCAUGCACAAGCAGCUCGCUUAUUGGGCCGAGCUCUAUCUCACAGAGUACUGCAUGCUCACCAGCCAGGCCCUCAAGGAGAACGACGCCCCCCUCGACGACAGCAAUUCCAUCGCCAGCUUCCGAUCCUGGGCCAAAUUCUGGGACGUCACUUCGCCCCCCGCCAACGGCGGCUUCGGCUUCAAGGGCUCCGUUCCCCGACGCCGGGUCUGGAACGAGUACUACGUCACCUUGUCGCGCAUCCUGGAGGAGGACCUGCCCUUCCCUACUGGCUACCUGAGCAGGAUCCCCAACGACGCCUCGGCUCGUGCCCAGCUGCGCGCUGAGCUCAAGAACGUCGAGGCCAUCUACCAUGGGCUGCUCAUCAAGGAGACCAGCUUCCCCCGCGCCGAAGAAGAGCGGGAAGAGGUCGAGGCCUUUGUCGCGCUAGCCGUCCAGAACUGGACCGUCCUGUGCGGACGUGGAUGGCGCGAGCACGACCUCGGCCCGGGAGGACGCAACAGCCUGAGCCGUGGCGUCCUGGACAUCCUCUACAACGCCGCCACCAAGACUUUCCAAUCCACCGCUGUUCUCCGGAGCCUGUUCCUGGUCCACCUGUCUGUCGGCGAGUUCGACCAGGCCUUCCGGUCCUUUGAUUCCUAUCUCGAGAUCGUCAAGAAGGGCAAGGCUCGUGUCGACAAGACCGGACAUGCCGAGCUUAGCCUCGACGACGACGCCACCGUCCUGCAGACCAUGGCGCAGGCCAUCAUCGCCCUCUGCCAGUACGGCCCUACCCAAGUUGCCGAGAAGGCCCGCCAGCUGGGAGCCGAGCUCGAGGACUGGCUGGCGAGGCUUCCCCAGCUAAAGUCGGGCGAGAACGGUGCCCCGGCCAUUGCCGAACACGAGGCGACCAACGACCUGCACGCCCCCAUCCCGGCCGAGAUCGUGGCCCUAUCGUGGCAGGCUAUCGGUCUGUCUCACGCCCAGUGGUCGAGGGCGACGCACGAGGCCUCCUCGCGCACAGAGAUCCAGGCCAGGGCCAUCCGCUGUCUGCGCCGAGCUCUGGCGGCCGAGUUUGGACGCGCAAAGGACGUGAGGACCUACUUCACCCUCGGGCUCCUGCUGGCCGAAAGGAGAGAGCUCACGGCUGCCAUCGAGGUCGUCAAGAUGGCCCUCUCGUCCAACAAGGCUACCGAAGCGCAGUACGACCUGCGCCUCGGGUCCUACUGGCUCGAGCGGUCUCUCAUCCCCAUGUGGCACCUUCUCGCCCUGCUGCUCAGCGCCCGACAAGACUACUCGAUGGCUUCGCGGGCGUGCGAGGGUGCGCUGGAGCAGUUCAAGGAUCCUUCCGUCCUGCUCGGGAAGGAGAGGCUGGACUUUCGAAGUGAGCACCUGAACGAGGCCGAGGGCAGCGCCACCCAAGAGCAGCCCAGGGGUCUCAUCGACGAUAUGGCCGACUCGGAGAAGGAGGCCAUCCUGGAGGUCAAGAUGACGCAGCUGUCGCUCGUCGAGCUGCUGGAGGGACCCGAGGUGGCCGUCAACGCUAGCUACGAACUGCUCGCCCUAUUCACCCGUCUCUUUGGCAACCUGGGUGUGGCCUCCCAGCCCAGCUUCGAGCCACCAAAGGCAUCGGAGGCGCCGAAGACGGUGGGGACGCUGCGCAGCCUCAAGGGCAGCAUCCUUCGGCGCGACAAGUCCAGGCCGCCGACGAGGCAGCCCAGCAACGCGACGUUGCGCGACAAGGCCAACGCGCCAGCACGUCCGGCCACGUCGAGGACCAACGACAGCAGCCCGCCAUCCACCCAGGUCACCGCCGGGGAGCGAUCCAGGCAGCCCAGCCGUCGCGAGAGCACGGGCCGUCUGCGCAAGAGCGAGUCCAGCAACAGGAACGGCACGCGUCGGAGGGACACGAGCACCAGCCGGAGGGAUACGAGCACCAGCCGGAGGGAUACGAGCACCAGCCGGAGGGACACGAGCACCAGCCGGAGGGACACGAGCACCAGCCGGCACCGCGGAUCGAGCACAGGCAACGGGCCCCCCGGCCACUCGGACACGGUGAUAGACGGGGAGUCGUUCUACACGCCCAUCGUGGAUACCGAAGGGGAUCAGCAGCAGUCUGACUUCUUCUCAUCUCCGCCGCCCACCACGACGAAGCAGUACCCGCCCACGGCCUUCUCGCGGAGCGCGGUGGCGGCGUCGGCCACGGCUAGGAACCCUGAAUCCUCCGAGUUCUCGGCCGAGGUGCUGCACGCUUCCACUGGCCUCCUGACGCCCGUCCAGUUCUCAAAGGACAAGGAGAGGCUGCAGAAGACGACCAUCCUCAUCCGCGUGUGGCUGAUGAUUGCCGGCUUCUACCGCCGGGCCCACAUGUACAACGACUGCCAGGGGGCCGCGUCCGAGGCCCAGAAGCUGGUGCAGGCCAUCGAGGCCGACUCCAACAAGGAUAAGUCUACGUCCAUCAACACCAAGGAUGACGGCUGGGCCGAGAGGAAGAGCAUUGACAGUCUGUGGGGUGAUGUCUACACCGAGUUCGGUAUGCUUUCCGUAGCCCGAGGCGACGCCCACACCGCGCGCGCAGAAUUCGAGGCCGCCCUCCUCUACUCGCACGACCACCCCGAAGCGACAGUCGGCCUGUCCAACAUCCUCCUAGACGUCUACUCGGAGAAGCUGCUCCCCUCCGCCCCCAUCUUUCCCGUAUCUAGCUCCUCGGAGCACACCCAUGCCCAUGCCCAUGUCCAUGCCCAUUCCCAGAACGAAGAGACCAAGAAGGGAGUCCCGCCGUCCAAGGCCCUGAGCUCCACACCACUCGGUCUCGCCCCGACGACGACGACGACGACGACGACGACGAUAACCCGCACUUCACCCGCAACGGCAGACGAACAGACGACCCCCGAUGUCGUCGACGUCGAUGUCGACGGCGGCGAAGACGAACUCCCAGAGCCGUACAAGGCCACUCGCCUCCCCCUGAUCGACCGUCUCGCCGCCCGCGAACGCGCCUACGCCCUCCUGUCCGGCCUCACCCGCCUGGGCACGGGCUGGAACCACUCAGAGGCCUGGUUCGCACUGUCCCGCGCCUACGAGGAGAGCGGCCAGCCCGACAAGGCAAAGGAGGUUCUGUGGUGGUGCAUCGAGCUAGAGGAGGCCAGAGGCGUGCGCGAGUGGGUGUGCCUAGGUGGUGGGGGUUACGUACUGUGA